AUGUGUUCCUUGAGCAUCCCCCUGGGCAUCCUCCUGGUACCCCCUGGGUACCCCCUGGUGCCCCCAGGAAUCCCCCUGGUACCCGCUGGCAUACCCUGGUACCCCCUGGGUACCCCCGGGUACUCCCGGACAUCCCCCUGGUUAUCCCCUAGGCAUCUACCGGGGACCCGCUGGUAUAACCUGGGCAUCCCCCUGGUGCGCCUGGGCAUCCCUCCAAUACUCCCAGGCAUCGCCCUGGUUACCCCCAGGCAUCCUCCUGGUACCCCCUGGCACGCGCACCAGCGCCUCCGUCACCGCGUACUUGGUGGCGUCGUUCGCCUGCGCGGCCUGCGGGGACGGCGCCGCCGAGCGGGGCUCAGACCCGGCACCUCAGCCCGGGAGCCCUCGUCCCGACAGCCCGACAGCCCUCGACCCAACAGCCCGACAGCCCAACAACCCUUGUCUCAACAGCCCUCAUCCCAACAGCCCUCGACCCAACAGCCCUCGUCCCAACAGCCCAACAGCCCUCAUCCCAACAUCCCAACGGCCCUAAUCCCAACAUCCCAGCAACUCUCGUCCCAACAGCCCUUGUCCCAACAGCCCUCACCCCAACAGCCCUCACCCCAACAGCCCAACAGCCCUCGUCCCAACAGCCCAACAUCCCAACAGCCCUCGUCCCAACA
Molecule: messenger RNA, 662 nt
Organism: Tinamus guttatus (white-throated tinamou)
Lineage: Eukaryota; Metazoa; Chordata; Aves; Tinamiformes; Tinamidae
Source: RefSeq, a predicted model, not a curated record